Molecule: messenger RNA, 2291 nt
Organism: Drosophila guanche
Lineage: Eukaryota; Metazoa; Arthropoda; Insecta; Diptera; Drosophilidae
Product: CYFIP-related Rac1 interactor B
Exons: 5
Coding region: 448-1422 (324 amino acids)
Biological process (GO): regulation of actin filament polymerization
Molecular function (GO): small GTPase binding
Source: RefSeq, a predicted model, not a curated record
CAAAUGUUUUGGCCGCCGCGAAGUGUUGAAUUUUUUUCGGAAAAAUCCGGAAAAUCCGUUGAAAUAUAUUGUUGCUGCGCGAGUACGUCCGAGGAAAAAUAAAUAAGUGCAAUAAAAGUUCGUUGGAUAACACAGAAUAGGAAGUUAAAAUUGUUUAGUAACUGCGUGAAAGACGCGACUUUGGCGCCGUCUUGUGUACGUAUCGUGUGCGUGUUUUAGCAUAUUUUUUAAAUAAACAUACAUUUUGUGAAAACAUCGACAAAUCCAACCAUGCAAUAGGCGCCGCUGCGCUCAAGUCUAUCAAACACAGAUUACGCGAAAAGGUGGUGCAAAAAGUUGCCUCGAGUGCUAAUUAAUAACCCAAAAAUAAUAACGAAAAUACCACAAAAUCCAUAACUUAAUAAGUUUAAUCAACACACACAAUCAACACACACAUCCACACCAAAAAUGGGCAAACUGCUGAGCCUGCUGUCACGCGAUGACUCCAAUUGUUGCGCGGCCAAAUCCUACGAUGUCUUCCUGGACUUUGAGAACGCCGCGCCCACGGAGACGGAGCGCGAGGUUUACGAUGAGGUGGAGCGUGUGCUCAAGGAGUCAGAGGUGGUGCUGGAGGAAAUACAGAUCUAUCGGGGUGCCGGCAAGGAAAUCCGCGAAGCCAUAGCCGAUCCGUCGCCCGAGGUGACGGGCAAAGCCUGGUGUGCCGUCCUACCGCUGGUGACCAAACUGAAACGCUGCUACGAACACUCCAUGGAGCUGGACAAGAUUGUGCCAAAGCUGCUGGGUCAACUGGUCGGCGGCAAGCUGAAUCCAACGCAGCACCUGGAGACACAGCAGGCGCUGGUCAAGCAGCUGGCCGAGAUUUUAGAAUUUGUAUUGAAAUUCGAUGAGUACAAGAUGAAAACACCCGCCAUACAGAAUGAUUUCAGCUACUACAGACGCAUCGUGAGCCGCCAGCGUGUGGACUCAACGGAGAACAUGAUGGUCAGCACGGAGCUGGCCAAUCGCAUGUCACUGUUCUAUGCCCAUGCCACGCCCAUGCUGAAGGUGCUCAGCGAGGCGACAUCGAAGUUUGUCAACGACAAUGCCGACGAUGUGCAAAAUACAACGGAAACGCUGGGCACCAUGGCCAAGGUGUGCCUCAGAAUGCUGGAGAAUCCAAAACUGCUGCAACAGAUCGAGCGGGAGGAUACGAAAAUGCUGGUGCUGCGUGUGAUGGUUGGCCUCGUCAUACUCUACGACCAUGUGCAUCCAGUUGGAGCUUUUGUGCGCGGCGCUCACGUGGAUGUAAAGGGCUGUGUGCGACUGCUGCAGGCACAGCCAGCCAUCAAGGCGGAGCCACUGCUCAAUGCCCUGCGCUACACGACGAAGCAUCUGAAUGAGGAGAAUACGCCGAAGAACAUACGCAAUAUGCUGGCUGCAUAAUAUCGGCGGGCAGCAGGGGGAUAGGCGAGCAGAAAGUUCAUUAACGUUAAUUUGUAUUUGUAUUUGAUUUAAAUGGUUUUAUUUAUGUAAUUAAUAGGCUUCUGUAUUAUUUGUAAAGAUUGUGUGUGUGUGCGUGUGUGUCUGUGCACCAGGAGGCAGCCUCUAGUUUUAUUUUGUAAUAAUUAAUGCAUUUCCAGCACGUGUAUUUCUGAGUUUCGUACUGCUUUAACGUGACGAAAACGGACUCGGACGUAAAAUAUCAGCAGCAACAACAACAACAAUAUUUAGUUAAUAAUCUAGCACUAGUGUUAAGCUAAUGAAGAACCCGCGAAAACCCUAUUAACCUAACGACAAAUUAGCGCAAAGUUUAAACCAAUUUAUGGUAUGAGAUAAAUCCUAAAUUUCACUACAAACAGCAUAGAAGAGAGAUUAUAAAUAUAAAAACGAAAAGGAAAAACUUUUAAAUCAAAUCUAGAGUAUUUUUUUGUACAUGAACGAGCGAGAGAUUAAAAGAGGACACUUCGAGUAGCGAGUGAGAGCCGACGAGAGAGUGUAGAACAAAGUGUAAAGAUACAAAUAUAAUUCAUAAAUUAAUUGUUUACAACAAUUGUAUUAUUGGUAAUAUUAUGAAUGCGAAUGCCUACCAAAACUGAACCACACAAGCAGAAAGCAGAUGCAUUUAUAUAUACAUACGAGUAUUUCCACGCCAUCAACUUUGAUAAACAAAUCUACAAACUGAAUUUCAUGGAUAGAGCGAACAAAAGCUGCGCAAUAAUAAUACUUUUUAAGAUUUACAAAAUAGACAUAAACAAAAUUAAUAAUGAAAAUGGCAAAACUUAACGCAUACAAUUUGUACCAAAAAAAAAAAA